CUCACGCCUGCGCAGUGACUACUGCUGUCGCUCUCGUAUCGCAGGUGUCAACCGAGUCAGCGAUCCUGCUGCAGCUGCGAGAGAGGAAACCUACCUAUCCAGUCGAAAACAUCAGUUCUUUAGAGCGGGCAGCAGUACAGAUCGGACGGCCUAACAAUGAUCGAAUGAGACCUUGAUCUCGUCUCUGUUGCCAGUGCAGCUUAACGCGGGCAAGAAAGGGGCAGCUAGCGGGAGUUUUCCGGGCUUGCGGAGCGUCUUCAGCGGGGAGCGCUGCUGUUCUGCCGCCGCUGCAGCAGCAGCAGCUACAAUGUUCGUACAAGAGGAGAAGAUCUUCGCGGGCAAAGUCCUGAAGGUCCAUGUCUGCACCAUGGAAGGCACAGAGUGGCUGGAGGAAGUCACGGAAGACACCACUAUAGAGAAACUCAAGGAGAAAUGCCUGAAGCAUUAUGUCCAUGGAAGUCUAGAAGAUCCGAAAACUCUUACACAUCACAAACUCAUCCAUGCUGCCACUGAGAGAAUUCUCACCGAAUCCAAAACAGUUGCCGAGGAAAAUCUUAAAGAUAAAGAUUGUUUGUUAUUGAUAAAGAAAAGGCCACCACCAGCUCCACCAAAAAUGGCUGACGUAGCUGCUGAAGAGAAGAAGAAGCAAGAGAACAAAGCUCCGGAUAAGGAUGCCAUCCUCAAAGCCACAGCAAAUCUGUCCACUCGCCACACUGACCGUAUGGUAACUCAGCACAACAUUAGAGAUUUUCAGACAGAACUGAGGAAGAUUCUGGUCUCACUAAUUGAGGUGGCUCAGAAGUUGCUAGCUUUGAAUCCAGAUGCUGUUGAGCUCUUCAAAAAGGCCAAUGCCAUGCUGGAUGAGGAUGAGGAGGACCGGGUGGAUGAAACGGCUCUGCAACAGCUGACUGAGAUGGGUUUCCCUGAGAGUCGUGCUGUGAAGGCUCUGCGCUUAACCCACAUGUCUGUGACCCAGGCUAUGGAAUGGCUGAUUGAGCAUGUAGAUGACCCCAUGGUUGACAUGCCUCUGCCUGGACAAGACACCCCAGGGGCGGCGGCUGCAUCUGCAGCCCCGGCCACAGCCCUAGCCCCAGGUCCCUCCGCCACAGCUUCAGGACUUCAUGCCCGUCUUUCCAGCCAGUCCAGCACAGAGGAGGCCAAACAGGAUGAGCUGACAGAAAUCUUCAAAAGGAUCAGAAGGAAAAGAGAGUUCAGGCCUGAUUCACGGGCAGUUAUUGCGCUGAUGGAGAUGGGCUUUGAUGAGAAGGAGGUGAUUGAUUCACUCCGUGUCAAUAAUAAUCAACAGGAUGCUGCUUGUGAAUGGCUUCUAGGUGACAGAAAGCCCACCCCUGAGGAUCUGGACAAAGGUAUUGAUAACAACAGUCCCCUGUUUCAGGCCAUCCUGGAAAACCCUGUGGUACAGCUUGGUCUCACGAAUCCCAAAACUCUCUUAGGGAAAAGCCCUCAUCCACACUUCUUUCCACAAAACCCCUGUGCUGUGGGCAGGGCUGCCCAUAAGGGGGGGGGACAGCUUUCAGGGGCCCAGCCACUGAGGGCGGCCCAAGAGAGAUAGAUCAACACCCCCGACAGUGCUACGACAUCCGGAGAUUGCCCCCCCCCCACCCCACACUCACUCAGCCGGACUGAGGGGGGCCAAUUCGAUUUUCAGGGGCCCAGUUGUUGGGAGUUUAGGCAGGCCUGGCUAUGUGGUUACUUUAGAUUGAAAUAGUAACUUUUAGUGGCCAAGCGUAUGUGCAAUUAGUGAAUCUAGAGUGCUGUAAAUAUAACAUGCUCCAAGUACAUUAGCACACCGAACCAGUCUCGAGCAUGUCUGUUAACUAUGAGCACAAGAGUGAAUUUUGUGUGCAACAAGCACAGAACAACUCUGAAAACACUAUCAUGAGCCUCAUGCAUGCUUUGAGUAUGUGUAAUACACUACAGACAGAACAGAACUGCUCUGAAACCACUGUAUCAUGAGCCUCACGCAUGCUUUGAUUGUGUGUACUAUACUACAGAGAACGUCUUGGUUACGUAUGUAACCUCGGUUCCCUGAGACGAAGGGAACGAGACAUUGCGUAGUAAUGCAUAGGGGAGUGCCUUCUUACACGAACUAGCUGAAACCUCUCUACAAUAACGCCAAUAUUCUAAUAUGGUGUUUGAGCCCCGCCUGUUUUGGCGCAAAACUGUCCGUUAUAAAAACAGGUGCACAAACACCAUUUCCUCAGAAUUUCUGACUGAGAACAAGGAGCGCACUCUGAGUCUUGUAGUGCAGCUAGCGUUCGCAAUGUCUCGUUCCCUUCGUCUCAGGGAACCGAGGUUACGCUUGUCAUUGUGUAGUAAUGCAUAUGGGGAACAGAAUCCCAUCACGCCGCACUACACGACAUAACUUCCCAGAGAGGAAACAUGGUGCCGCAGUCUUGUGGGACGGUGACCGACAUGAGUAUGCCGCAGUGAGUAAUCUUCGUGUUGGUCAGGAGGGGAGCACUCAUAAAGAAUAUAUUAACUAUAGUCAUAUAGUAUGAAUUAACUCAUGAACCCACUUGGGAAGGGAGUUUAUUUAUUAUGAAAGUGCUUGUGACUUUAUGGUAAAUUAUAACGGCCUGAAUGCAGGCGGUUGUGUAAAUGAUGGGGAGCCCGUAUUUAAAGGAAGGGCAUAAGUAUAUAUAUAUUUGGACAAUGAAUAGCAAGUGCUCUAACAGAGAGGACUUGUGAAGAAAGAGACGUUACGUCUAGGUUGUAAAACCUUGCGAACGUGUUUUGAGGCAGAGGUGUGCCGCUACCGCCUCCUCCACGGGGUAACUGGGCAUAACUGUUUUCUUCACCAUGAUCCAUAUUAAAGAGGAUGGAGUCACUGGCGAGUGCGCUGAGAAGGGCACACGGCAGGACUUAGUUCGUUAUGAGCUUCGGGGAAGAAUGGGGCAGAUUUGCGGUACGCUGCCGUUUGAUGGCGUCCGGACUGCAGGAACCAUUCAUUGAAGUGAGACUGUUCAUCUGGGGUAGACCACUCAAGGUGAAGCUCUUCGACCGCCUUUGAAAAGGCGCGGAGCAUCUCCUUGUCAGUGGUGCUUGCACAUUCCAUCGCUGGGGGGAGGGGCGGCAGCAUCAUCCACUGACCACUCGCCUGAUGCAGCGAGAGACAUGACUUCGUCAUUAUUAUCCCCAGCAUCAGAACCACUGCACGAGAUGAGGCCGUGCGCUCUUUCAGAAGGCCGGAGUUCGUCUCGCUCAUAGCGUAUCGGAAAACAUGCGCUUCGGAGAGAUUGAGGGGCUCGCGGGCCAGGUGCCGCCAUGAGGACUACCUCAAAGUCAUCCUGCUUGACCUCAAGGCCCUGCCGUGCCUCCUCGUGUGAAUCCUCGGGUAUCACAGAAGAGGUGGGUGGGAGGGCGCGGGAGGCUGAAUCGUCCCUCAGAAUGAGGGUGAUUCGCAAGUGAAGCGUCUUGAGACUCAUGCCCUCACAGUGAGGACAGUCUGUCUCCAUGAGCGCUGACUCAGCAUGGGCACGGCCCAGACAGUAAACGCAGCUCUCAUGCUGAUCUGACGGCGGGAUGUGCCUCUCGCACAAGGAACACUUAUGGAAUGACAUAUUUAAAAAGACGCGAAAACGUAAGUGACACUUUUAGAUAUAUAAAUAUAUAAAUUAAUAUAUAUUUAUAUUUAUAUCACACAAUAAACAAUUGCUUUGUAAGGAUACACAAACCCUGCUGAAACGCUAAGGGGAAUCAGGAAUCAAAAGGCACGUAUAUGACUCCAAAUAAUAUGUGCAUGUAGCCUUCUGUUUAAAUAAACAUCCCUUUUUCAGGACACUGUAUUUUAAGUAAAAAUCCAAAUAACUUUACAGAUCUUUCUUGUGAGGGGUUUAAACAAUGUUUUCCAUGCUUGUUCAAUGAACCAUAAACAAUGAAUGAACAUGCGCCUGUGGAACGGUCGUUAAGACACUAACAGCUUACAGAUAGUAGGCAAUUAAGGUCACAGUUAUAAAAACUUAGGACAAUAAAGAGACCUUUCUACUGACUCUGAAAAACACCAAAAGAAAGAUGCCCAGGGUCCCUGCUCAUUAGGCAUGCUGCAUGGAGGCAUGAGGACUGCAGAUGUGGCCAGGGCAAUAAAUUGCAAUGUCUGUACUGUGAGACGCCCAAGACAGCGCUACAGGAAGACAGGAAAGACAGCUGAUCGUCCUCGCAGUGGCAGACCAUGUGUAACAACACCUGCACAGGAUCGGUACCUGCGGGACAGGUACAAGAUGGCAACAACAACUGCCCGAGUUACACCAGGAACGCACAAUCCCUCCAUCAGUGCUCAGACUGUCCGCAAUAGACUGAGAGAGGCUGGACUGAGGGCUUGUAGGCCUGUUGUAAGGCAGGUCCUUACCAGACAUCACUGGCAACAGUGUCGCCUAUGGGCAAAAACCCACCUUCGCUGGGCCACACAGGACUGGCAAAAAGUGUUCUUCACUGAUUAGUCGCGGUUUUGUCUCACCAGGGGUGAUGGUCAGACUUGUGUUUAUCGUUGAUGGAAUGAGCGUUACACUGAGGCCUGUACUCUGGAGCGGGAUUGAUUUGGAGGUGGAGGGUCCGUCAUGGUCUGGGGCAGUGUCACAGCAUCAUCGGACUGAGCUUGUUGUCAUUGCAGGCAACCUCAACACUGUGCGUUACAGGGAAGAUAUCAUCCUCCCUCAUGUGGUACCCUUCCUGCAGGCUCAUCCUGACAUGACCCUCCAGCAUGACAAUGCCACCAGCCAUACUGCUCGUUCUGUGCGUGAUUUCCUGUAAGACAAGAAUGUCAGUGUUCUGCCAUGGCCAGCGAAGAGCCCGGAUCUCAGUCCCAUUGAGCACAUCUGGGACCUGUUGGAUCGGAGGGUGAGGGCUAGGGCCAUUCCCCCAGAAAUGUCCGGGAACUUGCAAGUGCCUUGGUGGAAGAGUGGGGUAACAUCUCACAGCAAGAACUGGCAAAUCUGGUGCAGUCCAUGAGGAGGAGAUGCACUGCAGUACUUAAUGCAGCUGGUGGCCACACCAGAUACUGACUGUUACUUCUGAUUUUGACCCCCCCCCCCUGUGUUCAGGGACACAUUAUUCCAUUACUGUUAGUCACAUGUCUGUGAAACUUGUUCAGUUUAUGUCUUAGUUGUUGAAUCUUUUUAUGUUCAUACAAAUAUUUACACGUUAAGUUUGCUGAAAAUAAAAGCAGUUGAAAGUGAGAGGACGUUUAUAAUUUAAAUUAAUACUAUUAAGGAAUGCAAGUUUUGGCAAUAUUCUUUGUUCAUUGUGUUUUAAUACAUUUAGGCUAUGUUUAGUAUGAAUUUGUGAAUUGUUUAAUUACUGUUAAUGAAUUAGGCUACUGUUAAAAAUAACUUGUAUACAAGUCAUACUGGAUAACUUGUAUACAUAUUUGAGUUUUGUAAAACUUCACGUUGUGGAUCGUGGGAUAUUUCGGACCUUUGAACUUAGUUUUUAUUUGAAAUUAAGUCAAAUCAUAACACUGCGUAAACAGUAACACACAUUUUCUAAGGUGAUGAUGUCAGCUGAAUAUGCCUUACCGGCGAUUGCUGACGUAAUUGUAGGUUGGGUUAAAACGAGGAGAUCAACAGUGCUUGUUGUCAUUCUGUACUUUAACACACGGUGUGUGCAGAAAACAUUAAUGUUCAUUUAUAGAGAAAUGCUCAAACACUGCUUACAUUGAGCCUGCUUCAUCUUCAUCUGUGCGGAUCUUCUGUGAUUUGAAUAAGACAUGACAUGCAGUGCGCAAGCGCCCUCUAGAGGUGGAUGACUGUAUAGACAGCAUCAUCAACGUCUGCUGUCAUUAAAUUAAUCGACGAUUGAUAAGCUUAAUCAUUCUAAUUAUUAAUGGCCAUUAAUUGAAUUUCGAUUAAUCAUUAGACUAAGGUUAGUUGGAUAUUUGCGGCGAGCACAGAGAAGCUCAGUCAGUGACAUCACUAGAAAAGCUAUUUUGUCCUACAUAAGGGUGUUUCCCCUCCUGGUGGAUGUGAUGUUGAGAUAACAUGACCAGCUGAAAGCUACUCGUUUUAUCUCGCUUACCUGUCUAAUGUGCCUUCGAAUAGAGUAUUUCUACAAUUGCAUCAGUAACCAGAAACUUUAUGAUGCUGCGUCCACGCUGACAGUUGUCACUAUAAAGUCUAAGACCACCAUGAUACCUAGUGCACCUUUAAAAUGUAUUUCCAAAUUGGGUGCUGCUCAGUCUGUCAGUUGGUGGUUGGAUGCAGCUGAUGUGUUUUCUUGGCUUUGCAGCAUUUGAGGACAUGCUGGAGAACCCGUUGAAUAGCACGCAGUGGAUGAAUGACCCUGAGACGGGUCCCGUCAUGCUCCAGAUAUCCCGAAUCUUCCAGACACUCAACCGCACGUAAAGCACACCUCAUCACUGGAGCGGUGCAAACCACAGCAUAGAGAAAGAGGUCAAUCAUUUAUAAGAGAAGUGUGUGUGUGUGUGUGUGUGUGUGUGUGUGUGGUAUGACUAUGUUUUAAGUGGAGAAGUCACAGAAGAUGAAUGUAAAAUAAAUACAAUGAUGACAUUUUCACAUCAUAUUACACAGAGGAAAUUAUCUAUUUAUAACUCUACACGAUACUUGUAAAAAAUACAAUGUAAGCAGCAACUUAAUGCUAAAUUGCUAACUUCAUUAUUUCGUUUUUUUUUUUUAUGUUUUAAAAAGAUCUGCUUUUAAUUAUAUUAAACAUACUUUAUUUUAUAUAAUUUCUAAAAAGAGAAGAAAAAAAAUCAAAAACACUUUUGUAUGUUUCUUGUGCACAAAGGUCAAGUCACAACCAAAUUAUUUGACACUUCAAAUGGUACCUUUUGUCAUAGUUGAAUGUUUCUAUAGGGAGAUUAAAUCAUGUGUAUUCAGUGUAUUUUUAUUAUUGGUUCAGAGACAAAACACGUAAUGUAUAGGACUAUUAGUUCCUUCCAAAAAACAAAAACAUGAACGUACAUUGGGGGAAAAGGAAGCACCAGCAAAUUUUGGCAACUCCACACUUGAAGACCAUCAGAGCUUUGUGGUUUCAUUAACACUACAGACAUUUCUGUGAUGUUGUAGAGGAUUAUGUAAAACCAGUUUGCAGCCCCUUAUGGACAUGUAAUAAAUAUUAAAACAUCACCUGAUCCCUUUGUUCCUCUUGCCUUCUUUAUUCUGCUGAUCUAUAAACGGCCGAUUCUGGUUGAAUCUGUCUAAAUGGACUUGUGUCAGUUUAGUCUUUAUGAUCUGUACAGAGAGAACAAAGAUGGUAUAUGUGUGUACUGGACAAUUUGCUCUCUGUAGCUCCUGCAUCAGGGGUUUUCAAGUGAAGUAUUACCUUUAUAUUCAUCUUGAUGCCUCUCUCGCAUCCCUGCAUAUGUUUAAUGUGAAUCUGACUUUACAUGAUUACAGGUGGCUGGACGGAUCUUUUGUUUGUGAAAAUGAAAUCACUUGUCAUUCAUAAAUUGGUUCUACUCAAUCAGUCCCUUUGCAUUGUUGCAGUCUGGUCAAGUCUGUUUUAUGACAAUAUGAAUUAUAUAUGCUCUAAACAUCACGUGUCACUUACUAGUCCUGGCACAGGAUAUUCAGACUGCAAAGUACACAGCAUACUUGUGCAAAACCUCACUCCAGUACUCUAAUAUUUUAAGUUACAUUACAUGUGUAUCUUGAAGUUCCCUGUCUGUGGUGAAAUGCAAAGGCAUUGUUUGCUGUGGAGAUGUUUUGAUGUGUGGAAAUCUUUCAUUUAUGUGAUCUCUUUGAAAUACUUUCUUCUUGAAUUUCCAAAUAAGAAAUAAGUAAUCUAACAAUUCAGUCAGACUCAAGAUUAAAAACAUUAUUUCCAUGUUUCUGUUAUGCAUUAUUUUAUUUUUUUGUGUUUUGAUUUGUAUCUGAUGAAUAUAUUAUGGAAAUGCCGUCAUACUAAACACCAAUUUUAGAAUCAUAGACCGUUGUGUGAAUUAUAUUAAAUGUGCUUUUUUUCCCCCCCUUUUGUUUUGCCAAGCUUGGAGUGUUUCCAUUUCAGUAUUUGAGUUGUGUUGGUGUGAAGUGUGCGCUCAGGGGAUUCUUAGCUGUACCGGGCAAAUAUCUUCUUUUGUAAUGCCUACUUUAUCAAUAAAAAUAACAGUAGUUUAGUGGCUGCAUUAACUGAGAACACUAUGAAUAUAUCUGGAAUACUCUUUAAAUGAAAACCAUACUAUCACUGUGUGCUAUUUAUUUUGAGGCCAAAUAUAAUCAAUCAUGAAACCGUUAAAUGAAAGAUUGUCAUUAUAAUGAAUCAUUAUAUACAGUUUUUAGAAGACGUCAUCCACUGAAUUAAUGGAUUAUGUUCAUUUCGCUGUCAGAAUGGCUUUCAGUGUUUACUUAAAGGAUGAUGUUUAACACACUGAGCAUUUGAAAUCAGACCUCCUUUGUCUUGAAAACACAAGUUAAAAUGUGAACAUUUUUGGUCUUAAUUUAAGGUUAAGAGAUGUAGUUUGACUAGUCAGUACAGACUUAUUUGCAAUGCAGUCUUUUUUUUUUUUUUUUCUGUUGCCUAAAAAAAAAAAUUUAAAAUACAGGUUUCAGUAUCGCAAUAAUUGAAUUUGUAUUUCAUGUACACUUUCAUACUGUAUCCUCUCUUUUAUUUGAAUCAAAUUUUGGUUUGAUUAAGGGAAAGCUAUGAAUAGUAGAAGGUGCUUAAUGAUUACAGUAUUUAAAAAUGUUGCUUUUAAAAUUUAUGUUCAUUCAUUUACAUUCAUAAUGCGUAGGUGAUUGAACAGUAUCAUUUUGGAACCUGAACUUUCAUUGUGUUGAUGUCGGUGUACAAAAAGACCUUGAAAUAAUCGUUUUGUUUUGCUUUUCUUUUCACCCUCUUUUAAAGUAAAUAUCUUGAAAGGCUGGUGCAGUUACCAUUUCACUUUUGUGUCCUUGCUCAGUGUAAAAGCUCAAUUUCAUAUAGGCCCCCCACUCUCGAGAGUUGAAAUGCAACUUUUCUCAAUCCAAAUGUUGAAAAGCCUUGUUUCAUUACAAAUAAUAAAAAAAGGUUUUGAAAUUAA
Molecule: messenger RNA, 8995 nt
Organism: Myxocyprinus asiaticus (Chinese sucker)
Lineage: Eukaryota; Metazoa; Chordata; Actinopteri; Cypriniformes; Catostomidae
Product: ubiquitin-associated domain-containing protein 1-like
Exons: 10
Coding region: 308-1573 (421 amino acids)
Molecular function (GO): protein binding
Source: RefSeq, a predicted model, not a curated record